CCUCAGACUUCCAGUGCUCCAGUGUUCUCCUCUUCCCUGUGAAAAGUCCUGUAGGAAGACCGACGAGGCACCACAUUUUGGCACUGUUCUCAGAAAGCGUGAAAAUAACAGCACACGAAGAAAUUACGAUUACCAAUUUCAAAGCAUUUUUAAGGACCCUGAUUGGAGUGUGCAGCCGAUGGCUUCCUGAACCCCAGCCUACCCCCCUCUCCCCCCUCCCCUAGACUGUAGUCGUCCCCACCGGGCAGAACCAUCGGCUCGGUGAUGAAUCACACGCCCAGCCCCCACAUGACCGAGGCCAGCGGCAAGUCCGGGUCGGGCCUCCUGUGCGGCCUGGGUCUGGGCCCGGACCGGGUGCGUUCUCCGGACAGCCUUACCCACACGCCCAGCCCCACAGGGGGCACCCCCAGCUCUAGCCCUCCCCUGCUGCUGUCGCCCGGCCUGGGCUGCGAGGGCCUGAGCCUGGGCAGCCUGGGGGGUGGCGGCGGCGGCGGGGACUGGGAGAGCCGCGAGGAGCUGCGCCUGCGGGAGCUGGAGGAGGCGCGUGCGCGGGCCGCCCAGAUGGAGAAGACCAUGCGCUGGUGGUCGGACUGCACGGCCAACUGGCGCGAGAAGUGGAGCAAGGUGCGGGCCGAGCGGAACCGGGCACGCGACGAGGUGCGGCAGCUGCGCCAGCGGCUGGACGCGCUGACCAAGGAGCUGACGGGCGCGCGGCGCGAACGCCAGGAGCUGGCCGCCGAGAACGAGCAGCUGCGGCAGGAGGCCCAGCGGCUCCGCGCCGAGCACGGCUGCACCGCCUCCUCCCCCUCCUCUUCCUCCGCGUCCUCCUCCCCACCCGUCGCCCCCGACAACAAGAGCCCCGCAGCGGGCGAAGGACUGGGCUCUCCGGAGCAGGAGCCGGUCAGAGACGUCAGCAACGACAAGCCGGAGCACAAGAAGGAGCUGGAGCUGCUGGAGGCGCUGCUGCGCUGUAAAGCGGCGGACGCUCUGGAGGGCUGGGACGCGCGUAGCGUUAGCAGUCUGCGCUCGGCUCUGAGCCGGCAGGACCGAGGUGGUGGGGGCGGUCGCCUGCAGCUGUGGGACGAGCUCUGCCCCCCGGAGGAGGAGCCUGGACGCAUCAACGCCCUGCAGCUGCGCCUGGACGAGUCCCAGAAGGUCCUGCUCAAGGAGAGAGAGGACAAACAGUCUCUGGGCAAGAGCAUCGAGAAGCUGGAGGCAGAGCUGAGCCAAUGGAAACUCAAGUAUGAGGAGCUGAGCAAGAGCAAGCAUGAGGCACUCAAACAGCUGAACUUGCUGAAGGAGGUGCACCAGGACGAGCUGGGCCGCAUGUCUGAAGACCUGGAGGAUGAACUGGGGGCGCGCAGCAGCAUGGACAAGAAGCUGGCCGAGCUCCGCGCAGAGAUGGAGCGUCUGCAGGUGGAGAACGCUGCUGAGUGGGGUCGGCGUGAGCGUCUGGAGACGGAGAAGCUGGCGCUGGAGCGGGAUAACAAGAAGCUGCGCGCCCAGAUGGAGGACCUGGAGGAGCAGCUGGCCCGUAAGCGCAGACAGGCCGCCACUGCCCUCGACUCCGACCUCAAGAGCAUCCAGGCCGAGCUGUUCGAGAGGAACAAGGAGCUGGGAGACCUGCGGCACAUCCACACCAAGCUGAAGAAGCAGUACCAGGAGAAGAUGGCGGAGCUGGCCCACGCCAACCGGCGGGUGGAUCAGCACGAGACCGAGGUCAAGAAGCUCCGGCUCCGCGUGGAGGAGCUCAAGAAGGAGCUUGGACAGGCUGAAGAUGAGCUGGAUGAAGCCCAUAACCAGAGCCGAAAGCUCCAGCGGUCCCUCGAUGAGCAGGUGGAACAGACAGAGAACCUCCAGGUCCAGCUGGAACAUUUGCAGUCCAGGCUGCGGCGACAGCAGAGUCCAGGGCUCUUUGGGAAGAUGAGGACGUCUGCUUCGGCUCGGUUCAGCACGGACAAUCCAGACGGACCCCCCAGCGACCAGGACGAGGAGGACGAAGAGCUGCAGAUUCAGAUCCCCUAAGAACAGAAUCAGCCAACCACUGGCCUGAGCUCUGUCCAGGCGAGGACUUAAGACUGACCACACCCAGCUCUGGGCUUGCAGCUCCUCACCAGAGCUCUUUUGGCCCAGUCCUUAGACAGGUGGACAGACAGACAGAAAGGCAUGUGUGGACUCAGAGUGGACUGGUUGAUGACCUCAAACUUACUGCCUUUUUGAAGCUGUGGCACCUCACAGCUGUGUGUUCCUGUCAGUACCCCCCCCCCGAACCCCCAGCUCCUCCACCACACACACACACACACACACACACACACACACACACACACACACACACACCGCUGGGAGGAGGACCCAGAGGAGCUGAGUACUGAGUGAUCAGCAGGACUGUGAAGGUGGUCAGUCUCUCUACCCCUACCAACACCACCACUCCAACCACCACCUGCUACCACUGUAACUCCAUCUACUGUACACCCCACCUUAUGCCACACACAUACACACACACACACACACACACACACACACACACACACACACACACCACAUCCCUCCAGCUCUCCUUCAUAACUAUCUCUCUAUAUUCUCUCUUUCCUCUGUGUCCGAGUGAACAACCUUCUUUGUCCUGCAUCCUUCAAACCUCACUUACUACGUUCUCCCUCCUACUCGACCCCACCAAUGACCUCUACAUCAUCCUCCUCAUCCUCACCAUCAUCAUCAUCAUCACCAUGCGUUCACAUCCUGCAUUUUGCUUCCCACUCGACCCAUCACUGUUCCACCAUAUUAUCACAUCCUCGUCCUCGUCUUCCUCCUCCUCAUAUUCAUCUUCUUCAUCCUCAUCCAGCGCAUCACAUCCUGCAUCCUGCCUCCCACUUAUCCUACCCUAUCACCAUAUCUUCAUCCUCCUCCUCCUCGUCUGUCCAUAGAUGUCCCUCCACUUGCUUACAUGUCCUGUCUGGAGGACUCCCAGGCCCUGGGCGGAUGCUGGACCCUCAGCAGUCAUGCUGUAGGAUACUCUCAGUGUGUAGAAUGGGAGCUCCAUAGAAAUGCCCUUGAGUGUCCUGCCGGUGCUGGUGUCCUGUCUCUCUCUGGUGUUACACCCCCCCCCCCCCCCCCCCAGCCCCAACUCCAUCCAUCCCUUUGCCGCAGGGUCCCUGUAUGUUUGUGUUUUGCUGUUGUGCUCGGGGAAAGUUAUUUUGAUGACAGUGACAGAUAUGUCAAACAAUCAAUCAGGCAAGCAUAACCUCCCAAAAACCACACACACAGAUAUAAGUCUCUCUCUCUCUCUCUCUCUCUCUCUCUCUCUAUCUCUUUCUCUUUCUCUCUCUCCCUCUCGCUCUCUGUCUCUCUCUCUCUCUCUCUCUCUCACUCGCGCGCGCGCGCACACACACACACACACACACACACACACACACACACACACACACACACACACACACACACACACACACACAGCCACACUCACACUUCCAGCAUAAAGCCUGUUGAUCAGGGGGAGAGUAUUAUCGACCACAGAAUAUUCAUGUGGACUUGGCCCUCUGAAAAGCAAUAAGAUCUGAAACAAACCCAACAGUUCUUCAGUUGCAGUGGGGACCAAGCUAUUUGUACCAACCAGUUGUUUUGAACUUUUAUUUAUCUGUUUAAUUUUUUACAUAAUAUGUCUGUAUUACAGUGUUUUGUAUUUAGCUUGAUCUAUAAAUGUUUAAUGUAUAUAUA
Messenger RNA from Alosa sapidissima (American shad), 3711 nucleotides. RefSeq names its product coiled-coil domain containing 102A (gene ccdc102a). NCBI's taxonomy places the organism in Eukaryota, Metazoa, Chordata, Actinopteri, Clupeiformes, Clupeidae. The transcript has 9 exons. The record is from RefSeq and is a predicted model, not a curated record. Gene Ontology annotation, cellular component: myosin complex. Bases 265 to 2025 code for a protein of 586 amino acids.